This is a messenger RNA of Coregonus clupeaformis (lake whitefish), 2131 nucleotides long. It is a transcript of the gene nus1, whose product is annotated as NUS1 dehydrodolichyl diphosphate synthase subunit. The transcript is spliced from 5 exons. Lineage: Eukaryota; Metazoa; Chordata; Actinopteri; Salmoniformes; Salmonidae. Gene Ontology annotation, molecular function: ditrans,polycis-polyprenyl diphosphate synthase [(2E,6E)-farnesyl diphosphate specific] activity. The coding region runs from base 365 to 1210 and encodes 281 amino acids. Gene Ontology annotation, cellular component: endoplasmic reticulum membrane; dehydrodolichyl diphosphate synthase complex. The record is from RefSeq and is a predicted model, not a curated record.
AGCCACUGCAAUAUACAUGAGUAAAUAGGUAUAAGUAGAAUACACAGACAGACUUGCACUUCUAGGGUGCUAAACCUGCACAUUACCUCUAGGCCGCGACAGAAAGUGCAACCCUAGAUCUCGCAUGAUUUCAUGUUUGCUGACUCGUCCAAUCACUGAGCUCGACUGAGCUACGUGUAUCUCCGGGUUCAAAGUGUAAGGGUUGGAUGAAGAUGGCAGCCGGCAAACGGUGAUGUUGGCAGGAAGCGAAAUGUCUCACAGUACUAGAUUAGUGUACAGCCAUCAUUACUAGACUUGAAAUGCAGCGCUCAAUACAUUUCUGAUAAUUAUUGUAUUUAGAGAUUUUGUCGAGGAGGGCUACAUAAUGGCGCUCGUUUACGAGUUCGUGUGGCGGGUUCUACAUGUCCUUCUCCACAUUCAUAGAACGCUUAUCACUUUGUUCCGAAUCCGCCUUCGGAAUUGGAAUGGGCGGCUAUGGUCACGAGCCUUAACAGCGGUUCUUGUGCCGAUAGCUCUCUCGUUUCCCAAACAGAAAAAUCUCGUUCCAGCACCCGGUAAACGCGUUGGUCGUCGGUAUCGCUGGGGGGCGGAUGGGAAAUCUCUGGAGAAGCUGCCUGACCAUAUCGGCUUGUUGAUAGUGGAAGAGGAGCCGAGAAUCACAGACAUUGCCAACCUUGUCGUGUGGUGCAUGGCAGUCGGCAUAUCUUAUGUCAGUGUGUACGAUAACCACGGUGUGUUCAGGAGGAACAACUCCAGGCUGAUGGAUGAGAUCCUGAAGCAGCAGCAGGAGCUCCUGGGUCUAGAAGGCUCCAAGCAGCACUCUGUAGAGUUCCUCAACAAUGGCACUGACAAACAGGACCAUCAAGUGCUGUCGUGUCAGUCGGUGGUGAAUGUGCUGUCUCCCGACGAUGGGAAGCUGAGGAUCGUCCAGGCAGCACAGCAGCUGUGUAGAGCUGUGGAACAGAUGGAGAAGACAUCCAAAGACAUCAACGUCACUGUGCUUGACUCUCUACUCAGAGAGUCGAAGAGUACACCAGAUCCAGACCUGGUUCUGAAGUUCGGCCCAGUAGAAAGCACCCUGGGGUUCCUGCCUUGGCACAUCAGACUGACAGAGUUCAUCUCCUUACCCUCCCAUGUGGAUGUCUCCUAUGAGGACUUAUUCAGUGCCCUUCAGCACUACGCCUCCUGUGAGCAGCGGCUGGGGAAGUGAGUGAUUGGCCACGCCCCCUCCAGAGGAAGGGGAACGACGGGUGGGGUAGGGGCCGCCCUAGCCCCUCCUCCGUCCGGGUCGCUAUGUUUAAAGUGCAGGCACUAGAGAACAAGCAGCCAGCCAGACAGCGUACCGACGCAUCAAAUCGAAUUGCAUCUCCACUCACUCACUGUUUCUCUGCUCAUCCGCAACGCUCGCCAGGCCGCCUCUGAGGCAUGCUGGGUAGUACGGGCCCUGCCAAGGUAGCGGCACGCACUGAACAUCUGCCAGCUUGGAGGAGAUCCGACAAUACCCUGCGUCAGCCGGAUUAACGAGGAACCAACAUCACCUGAAGGACAUGGUUAGCAGUAUGGUGUAAAUCUAGUGUUCUUCUCUCUUUCUCUCUCUGUUUGCUGUAGAUCCUACACCUGCUGAAGGAUGUCUGAAUACAUGGUUGUACUUUGUCUUUAUUCAAAGUUACUAUUGGUGGACUGUGUGUGUCUGCUUGUGUACCUGUGUGAAAAUCAGCCAGCAAGUAUACAAUUUCCCCCAUGACCAUCACUACUCUUUCAUUUGGUGUUGACUCUAUUGCUCCGUCCAUAACGUGAAGAUGAUUGCAUAUUGAAAGAGCCCCUUAAUAAUCCUCAGUGCUGCCUUCUGUUGUUCGUCCAUGUGAAGAUUGACUAACUCUUGUAUUAAAGUGUUGUUGGGCUGCUAUUUCGUUAAUCUAAUUUAAAACUCAGAGAUUGUCUUUCUCUUUGGUUAGACGGCAUACUGUAGUAUUUACACCAUAAUGCUAACUCUUAGUACUUGUGGGACUAAAACUCCCAGACCUUCACUAGCUAAGGUACCAGUGGUUGGGUUGUCAUAGGAAGUUUUGAUGGGUUGUUCCACAUGGAGCCUGUCAGUGUAAAUGAUCAAUAAAUGUUACUGAAAACCCCA